This is a messenger RNA of Vitis vinifera (wine grape), 961 nucleotides long. RefSeq names its product cysteine--tRNA ligase 2, cytoplasmic. Gene Ontology annotation, molecular function: ATP binding; cysteine-tRNA ligase activity. The transcript has 2 exons. NCBI's taxonomy places the organism in Eukaryota, Viridiplantae, Streptophyta, Magnoliopsida, Vitales, Vitaceae. The record is from RefSeq and is a predicted model, not a curated record. Bases 114 to 353 code for a protein of 79 amino acids. Gene Ontology annotation, biological process: cysteinyl-tRNA aminoacylation. Gene Ontology annotation, cellular component: cytoplasm.
UACGGUUUUAAAGUUACAAUAAUCAAAAGAGUAUUACCGUUUCAACCUGAAAAGGCUUGAGGGGUUAGGGUUUCUUCUUCAAGCCUUUGAGGGAUAGCUUCGCGGUAUCUUCGAUGGCGGAGACGACGGAAUUGAGAGUGUACAACACCAUGAUUCAGCAGAAGGAGAUCUUCAAGCCUGUUGUCGAUGGCAAAGUGUCCAUGUACGUCUGCGGUGUCACCGCUUACGACCUCAGUCAUCUUGGCCACGCCCGCGCCGCCGUCUGCUUUGACGUCCUCUACCGGUGCGGGUUUAGCGUAAAAGUAAGAGGUCUAUCUGGUGUGAUGAAAGUGUGUGACAAUUCAGAAUUCUGAAUUUAUCAUCUUUAGAGGAAAAAAAAUUUAGGGUUGGUUUGGCUGCGAAAUCGAGAUAUGUUUGUUGUUCUCGAGAACGGGAAAAUUUUGAGAAUAAUACCCAAAAAAAAAAAAAACCUGUGAAGCUACAAGGUUUUUAAAGCUAUUUUUGAAAGCAGUUGUUCUCGUCUUUCAAUUGAAGACAUUUCUCAAAAAGUAAUUUUGAUUCCGCUGGCAAACAAGCCCUUAUAGACUUCUUGUAAUUGAUGCUUCAAUCUCAGGGUGAUGCGGGAUGAACCCUUGAAGAAGUUUGAUUUUGUCUUUGCAAUAUUACUGAAGGGAUUGUUUUCCAAAUUGCGUCUUUGACAUACUCAUUGGCAUGCCUUAUAACAUGCUUUUUAUCAAACCCGGAGAGUAUAUGCUUUUUAUAACUUCGGUGUAUCUUAAGAAAAAUGACUCAAGUUCUGAUGGAACUCUCUGAUUGAUUUUUUCUAGUUGAAUCAGGUGUAAAGGAUAAUUUGUAGAUUCUAAAUUUUACAACACUUGGGCCAUGAAGUUAUUUGUGUACUAAAUUUUACAGAUGUUGACGACAAGGUUAGAAUUUUGAUCGAAGAUACUAUUUUAUUCUA